Molecule: messenger RNA, 1192 nt
Organism: Leptinotarsa decemlineata (Colorado potato beetle)
Lineage: Eukaryota; Metazoa; Arthropoda; Insecta; Coleoptera; Chrysomelidae
Product: odorant receptor 82a
Biological process (GO): sensory perception of smell; detection of chemical stimulus involved in sensory perception of smell
Cellular component (GO): plasma membrane
Molecular function (GO): olfactory receptor activity; odorant binding
Source: RefSeq, a predicted model, not a curated record
ACCUCUACCAUGACAGAAGACGCGUGGAGUACUUUUAUAAAACAAUUGAAAAUGAAUUUUGGGGAUUUCACAUUUGUAGUCCGGAAAAACAAAGCAAUAUUAAACGCAGAUUUAUGUUCGUCAACAUAAUUUUAAUAGUAACUUUCACUUCAGGAUUGACUGUUUUGAUAACUAUGAUAAUAUUUCCACUAGUGGAACCGCCUGAAGGAAAAAGACCUUUACCAAGCAUCAACUGGACACCAUUUGAUACAAAUCCUAGUCCCAUAUAUGAAAUUAUGUACGUGAUCGUAUUUUGCGUUUUGGUUAUGACAAUUAUUGGUAAUGCAUUUUAUGAUUACACUCUGGUUUACGCUGUUCAGCAUCUUCGCGUUCAGUUUACGUUGUUGAAGGAACUGUUGAAAAAUAUCACCGAUGGUAUACUGCCAGAAUGUUCGGAUUUCAAGAAGUUCAACGAUGAAUAUUUCCAGCGUAUAGUAGCAGAAAGAUUGAAAAUUUGUAUCCAGCAUCAUGUGAAGUUGCUAAAAUUUGGUAAAAAUCUAGAGAUAUUUACCUCGAAGAUUAUGGUUAUCCAGUUCACAAUGAGCUAUGUUACUUUGGUGGUUACUGGAUACGUUCUCAAUGUGAGUCACAUUAAUAUCAGCCAAGUUGUUGCAUUGUCUGUUCUUACUGGAGUGUAUCUCGUCGAAUUACUUAUAUAUUGUGCUCAAGGUACAGAUCUGAACCAACAGAGUCUGUCUGUGUUUGAAGCCAUUAUCGAAUCUGAGUGGCACUUAUUGAAAGCUCCUAAUAAGCGUGCCCUGACUCUAUUUUUAUUGAAUUCAGAAAGAGGCAUCACUUUAAAAGCCGGUGGAACAACUUCGGUGGAUAAUGAACUUCUUGUAACUUUUUUGAAGAGUGUUUUCUCAGCCAUUACCUUACUGAAUUCUAUUCUGGAAGAAAAAAAGUAAUAAUUCUAUUCAACGAAUGUCUUAUUGAUAGUGCUUUAUUGGAUGCACACAAAUGAAAUAGAUAAUAGAUAUUUAUAUUAGAGUGUAAUGUAACUUUGGCAAAAUUUUAUUUGAGGUCAGUAGUGAACUGAAACCGUAAUUUGUUUGAGAUUUAUAUUUAAAAUGUACCUAAUUAGUUUAACGACAAGACCUUGUAGAAAGAUAGAAAAUAAUAAGGGUUGACUUGAAUAAAUCGAAGAAGAUUA